CUCGACAUCCGCACCAUCCUCAACCCACCCGACCUCGACCUCUGGCGCGCCCGCCUCUUCAACGUCGACGAGCUAAUCGUCCUAAGCGAAGAACAAUUCCUAACCUACUUCCCGCACAUCGACAACGUCUACUCCCACCGCUCCACGCAGCACUACAAGCGCAAGCCGCUGGUCAGCCACUACUGGGACUGCCGGCUCAAGGGCCGGCCACCGGGCACGCCCAAGUCCACGGACCCGAACAAGAAGAAACGCAAGCGCACGGCGCGCGAGCGGGACCUCUGUGAUGUGAAGAUCAAGAUCACGGAGUUUUUCCCUAUGGCUGCUGGGGGUAGUGGGCUGGAUGGUUCUGGGGAGGAUUUCGGGCUGGCGGUGAUGGGGGGUGUUUUGGCUGGUCCUGCUGCUGUUGAUGGCGCCGCUGCGUUGGGAGACGGUGGUGUUGGCGCUUCGGAUAACCAAUUCGGGCUGUUGACGCCCAGCUUGAAUGUGUCGUUGGCUGAGAGUCAUCCCGGUUUGCAGGGGCAGCGGUUCUUUACGAUUCAAAGGGUGAAUGGGAAUGGGGCAAACGGGAAGAAUGAUGGGGUCAGUGGGGGUCAUCGGCAUACGUUGGAGGAGAGUGAUCGUGUGAAGAAGAAUAGUGUGCAGCGGUUUCUGUUGAAGGAGGCACGGGAGGAAAGGAAA
This is a messenger RNA of Aspergillus homomorphus CBS 101889, 678 nucleotides long. RefSeq lists its product as uncharacterized. The transcript is spliced from 3 exons. The record is from RefSeq and is a predicted model, not a curated record. NCBI's taxonomy places the organism in Eukaryota, Fungi, Ascomycota, Eurotiomycetes, Eurotiales, Aspergillaceae. The annotation marks the transcript as partial.